GCAUGCUUUGGAACCCAGGGCUAAUUUAACGCGGGUAUCUUUACCGAUGUUACUCUUUCAAACACAAGAACAAAAAAAAGAACUCUCAGAUCUGAGUCUAGAGCUCGUUCUGCUACAAAGCUGUUGAAGGAGGAAUUCAAGAAUAGAGAUCAGCACCGUCAGCCAUGAGUUCUCAAGGUCUCGGAGGAGGGAUUGGCGUCACAUCUGGAUUUACUCGGCUAUGCAAGGGCCUUGCUGUGGUACUCAUAAGUGGCCAUGUCAUACUACAUGUAUUCCCUUCAUUCAUUAGUUAUCUAGCACUUAUCCCUGCAAGGACAAUCCCAUUUGCUUGGAAUCUUGUAACGGCUGGUUAUGUUGAGCAACACGUUAUUGGGGUGAUUUUGAGCACGAUUGGUCUUCUUUUCAUUGGGAGGUUGCUUGAACCUGUAUGGGGUUCCAAGGAAUUUUUGAAGUUCAUUUUCGUGGUUAACUUUUUAACCUCUGUUUGCGUAUUCGUAACAGCUAUAGCCAUGUACUACAUAACAACACAGGAAAAUUACCUUUAUACACCUCUUUCUGGCUUCCAUGGGGUUCUGGCAGGGUUUCUUGUGGGUAUCAAGCAAAUGUUCCCUGAUCAGGAGAUUUCUCCAUUAAAGAUCAAAGCAAAGUGGAUCGCAUCCCUGUUUUUACUUCCAUGUAUAGCUGUAAGCUUCAUAGUACCUGAAUCAGCACCUUACCUUCCAACCAUAUUAUUUGGCACAUACACGAGUUGGAUUUAUCUGCGGUACCUUCAGAAGAAGCCAGAAACGAACCUUAGGGGAGACCCAAGCGAUGAAUUUUCCUUCUCGACAUUCUUCCCCGAAUUUUUGCGACCAGUUAUUGAUCCUAUAGCAUCUAUAUUUGGUCGGCUGCUUUGUGGAAGAUCUGAAGCAUCUACUGAUGCUAAGGGGUAUAUGCUGGGUGGUGGUGGUGCGGCGUUGCCUGGUUCUGAUCCUGCAGAGGCCUCCAGGAGGAGAGAAAGAGGUGCACGUGCCUUGGAAGAAAGAUUAGCAGCAGGGGCUAGUAAUGAAGACCAUCUAUCUCACAAAGAUGCAGCAGAGAAUGUCUGAAAAUAUAUUAUUCUUUUUCUGUCUAAUACCCCAGCAUAUGGUUUAGUAUUGAGUUAUGAGAGAAGCUGAGCUGUUUUUGUAGAAAUGUUAAUCAGAUUCUAGAGAAGAGGAAUGCUUUUUUUGGGGUGAUGGCUAUUAGUUAUUCAUGGCACUAUUAGUAAAUGUCGAGGAUGCUAAUUUUUGCAAGCAUUCAUUUCUAAUUUCUUCAAAUCAAAUUUGGAGGUUUGACAAGUCACAGGAUUCAGACACCUUUAAACCUCUUUAACAGGUGUUACUUAUUAGCUCUUUAUGUUUGAGGCUUUGAGCUUCUCAUUUGAAUAGUACAGUGGAAAGGGUCUUCUUCUGAUCCUUGCACCCCAAGUUCCUAACUUUACCCUGUGUUCAAUUGUGAAAUUUAUGUAUAUUUAUAUAUUUAAGAAAGGUAAGUCUGUAUUUGAUAUC
Molecule: messenger RNA, 1529 nt
Organism: Papaver somniferum (opium poppy)
Lineage: Eukaryota; Viridiplantae; Streptophyta; Magnoliopsida; Ranunculales; Papaveraceae
Product: rhomboid-like protein 19
Exons: 8
Coding region: 165-1088 (307 amino acids)
Biological process (GO): retrograde vesicle-mediated transport, Golgi to endoplasmic reticulum
Cellular component (GO): Golgi apparatus; membrane
Source: RefSeq, a predicted model, not a curated record